CCACCGCGAUAUGUUUGCUACACAGUCAAAUGGAAACUGCUGCUUAAUAAUAAACCGGUGGGCAAUGUGACUGAGAAAGACCUGGUCGUAGCUCUUAGCGGUUAUUGGGACAAGUAUCUGAAAGCGGAGCUUGACAAUAUGGUGCAAACGAAAAGGAAGGCCAACCAAAGGGUGCGAUCUGAACAACAAUCAGGUUACGUGGAUGAUCGAAAGCAGUGUGCGCUAGAACGGUUCCACAACGCCACCACCAUUGAUUGGAUGGCCGUGGAAAGACAACUAUGUAAAUGGGGCAACCUGCUUCGCAUUGCGAAAAAAAACACUGUUAGUAUUGCCUUUAGCUAUAGGCAGGAUGAUAACGGGUCUGGCCCGACCAAGAAAGGCGACAAAAGGGGCUGUGUAUCGGCUACAAAUAUAAUGCUUGCCGAGCGUGAUGCAUAUAUUGCUGAAGAGGAAGAGAGAACUAGGCGACCCUCUGCGUGGAACUCUGUGUAUGAGCUUAUGCAAUGCAAUGUCCGGCCAUGCCAGCUGAACUCUGACUGGUGCUGGGAAGACCCAAAAUCUCCGUUCACGCUUCCCAGAUUUAAUCCUUUCCAAUCUAGAAGCAGGCUCCGACCCCUGUCGUUUUUGACCUCGAGCGCUCUACACCUGCGAGUGGCCGACAACCCUAUUCCCAAGAUCAUACUCUUGCCUCGGGUAUGA
Aspergillus ibericus CBS 121593 is the source of this 699-nucleotide messenger RNA. RefSeq lists its product as uncharacterized. The transcript has a single exon. The record is from RefSeq and is a predicted model, not a curated record. Lineage: Eukaryota; Fungi; Ascomycota; Eurotiomycetes; Eurotiales; Aspergillaceae. The annotation marks the transcript as partial.